Messenger RNA from Malania oleifera, 1886 nucleotides. RefSeq names its product protein root UVB sensitive 2, chloroplastic. Lineage: Eukaryota; Viridiplantae; Streptophyta; Magnoliopsida; Santalales; Ximeniaceae. Gene Ontology annotation, cellular component: chloroplast envelope. Gene Ontology annotation, biological process: auxin polar transport; response to UV-B. The record is from RefSeq and is a predicted model, not a curated record. The transcript is spliced from 12 exons. The coding region runs from base 143 to 1441 and encodes 432 amino acids.
GAUGAGUUGCCAAUAUAUUUAUGUGCUAAAGUGGCCACAUGACUCGUUGUUAUGUUCCCAAAUACACUGAAAAUGGGCCAAACUCACCCUCGCCAAUUUUCUCAGUCCGCCUUCAUGCUUCAGGCCCGCACUGGUCCUCUCCAUGAACUUGCUGGGAAAGAUUGGCAUUGUGCAGAAGAAGAACGGGGAGGAGGCAGUUGUAGCGCCUCCAUGCUCCGUCUUCUGGAUCGAAACCUCUGAUUCCAUCUCUCGCCGCUUUCAGUUUGAACUCGAUGGCCGUCUCUCCGUGAAGAUACUUGAUGACUCGAGACCUGUAUUUUAUAGGAUGGUUGAUUCCUUCUUGAAUAAAUUUUUCCCCUCAGGAUAUCCAUAUAGUGUAAAUGAGGGAUAUCUUAGAUACACACAAUUUCGAGCACUGCAGCACUUCUCCAGCGCGGCAUUAUCUGUGCUAUCAACACAGUCGCUGCUAUUUGCUGCAGGCUUGCGACCUACUCCUGCUCAGGCAACUGCUGUAAGUUGGAUUUUAAAAGAUGGGAUGCAGCAUGUGGGAAAGCUCAUAUGUAGCAAUUUAGGUGCAAGAAUGGAUUCAGAGCCAAAACGUUGGAGAAUCCUAGCUGAUGUCCUCUACGAUUUGGGCACUGGCUUGGAAGUUCUUUCUCCCUUAUGUCCACAUCUUUUUCUUGAAAUGGCGGGCCUUGGUAACUUUGCGAAGGGAAUGGCAGUUGUUGCAGCAAGAGCGACAAGGUUGCCGAUAUAUUCUUCAUUUGCCAAAGAAGGCAAUCUCAGUGACCUUUUUGCAAAAGGAGAGGCCAUCUCUACUCUUUUUAAUGUUGUUGGAAUAGGAGCAGGGAUACAGUUAGCAUCUACUAUCUGCUCAUCAAUGCAAGGAAAGUUGGUUGUUGGGCCUCUCCUGGCUGUUAUACAUAUAUACAGUGUUACUGAAGAAAUCCGAGCUGCUCCUGUGAACACGUUGAAUCCACAGAGAACUGCAAUGAUUGUGGCUGAUUUUCUUAAGACAGGCAAAAUAUCAAGCCCUGCUGACCUAAGAUACAGAGAAGAUCUCCUAUUUCCUGGACGCCUCAUAGACGGAGCUGGAAAUGUAAAGGUGGGAAGGACGCUGCGGGAUGUUGUUAAGCCUUCAAAACUCUACAAGUUGAAAGAAAUAUUUCCUGAAGAGAAGUUUCUUUUAAGUUGUGGAAAUAAAUGGACUGACAUGGUAUUGGAGCUCAAUGCUACAGGUGAAGAUGCAUUGAGAGGUUGGUUGGUUGCUGCAUAUGCUGCAACCAUGGAGAAUUCUGUACAUGAGUCAACUGCUAGCAUCAUGCAGGAGGCUUAUGAGAAGAUGAAUAGUGUGUUCACUCCAUUUUUGUCUGAACUGCAAGCGAAAGGGUGGCACACUGAUCGCUUUCUUGAUGGAACAGGAAGCCGUUUUGCAUGGUAAUGUCGUGCAGUUUCAUCCUUUUCAGCAGGCAGUGUACCAGCGGGCUGGGGCCUAGCUGUAGAGAUCUUGUUGCCCUGCACGAAGUGCUUGCCUUCGAUUUCUUGUUAGGGCACUUGAUAAGGUUGGUGUCAAAUUGUGGGUGAACGCAUCUGCUUAAGAAAGUGCCUCCAGGGCUCUCUUUUUUUUUUGGAUUCGUCCGGGUAUCCGCCUACCGUCAACAGUGUCAGUUUUACUGUCCACUGCACCGGCCAGCGACUAAUAUUCAAGGUUGCCCAUUUUUAUUUUUAUUUUUUAUAUUUUGUACCCGGCAAGCAUUGCACGGUCGUGAUCGCGCAACUGUGCGAAUUUGUAGAGCUUGGGUGCAUGAAUCCUGGUAGCAAAUUAAGCAGUGUUAUCACAUGGUUAAUGAAUCUGCAAUGAAUGUGUUGGUUCCAUUUUUGCGCUA